Trichoderma citrinoviride is the source of this 528-nucleotide messenger RNA. RefSeq names its product protein import receptor MAS20. NCBI's taxonomy places the organism in Eukaryota, Fungi, Ascomycota, Sordariomycetes, Hypocreales, Hypocreaceae. Gene Ontology annotation, biological process: protein import into mitochondrial matrix; protein targeting; tRNA import into mitochondrion. The record is from RefSeq and is a predicted model, not a curated record. Gene Ontology annotation, molecular function: transmembrane protein transporter activity. The transcript is spliced from 4 exons. Gene Ontology annotation, cellular component: mitochondrial outer membrane; mitochondrial outer membrane translocase complex. Bases 1 to 528 code for a protein of 175 amino acids.
AUGGUCAACACAAGCACCGUGGUGACGGCAUCAGUCGCAACCCUCGCGACAGGCCUCGUCGCGUACGCCGCCUACUUUGACUACAAGCGACGAAGAGACGCCGAGUUCCGCCGCAACCUGAGGAGGAACGAGCGCAAGCAGGUCCGCGCCGAGAAGGAGGAGGCCGAGGCCUCGACACAGCGGCUGCGAAGCCUCAUCAAGGCCAAGGUCGACGAGGCCAAGGAGGAGGGCUUCCCCGCCGGCGUGGAGGAGCGCGAGGCCUUCUUCAACGAGCAGGUCAUGACGGGCGAGAUGCUGAGCCAGGAUCCUUCUAAGAUGAUUGAUUCUGCGCUUGCUUUCUACAAGGGCCUCAAGGUGUACCCUGCUCCCGGCGACCUGAUCAAGAUCUACGACAGCACUGUUCCCAAGCCCAUAUUAGACAUCCUGGCCGACAUGAUUGCGUACGACGGCGACAUCAUGAUCCGCACCCGUCCCUCAUCCUCAGGCCCCAUCAACCUGGGCGACAUCCCCAACGUCGGCCUCGACUAA